Macroventuria anomochaeta is the source of this 546-nucleotide messenger RNA. RefSeq lists its product as uncharacterized. Lineage: Eukaryota; Fungi; Ascomycota; Dothideomycetes; Pleosporales; Didymellaceae. The transcript has 2 exons. The record is from RefSeq and is a predicted model, not a curated record. Bases 1 to 546 code for a protein of 181 amino acids.
AUGUCACCUCCAAAACAAGAUCGUAGCAUGAUGCAACUUCAGGAGAGCGUAAAUGAUAUUGGCAAAGUACUGAAGAAUUUUGUAGGAGAGUUCACCUCAUGGAAACAGAGCGUCGAGACCAGACUCCCCUUGACCCAAACCCCGAACCAGAUCACGAACCUUGCUUCGCCAGAAGCAGGUUUCACAGCACCCAACAGACCACACUCACAGAUGUCUCCUUCAGCAUCACAAGCAUUGACUCCGAUCAAGCAAGAGUCCAUGUUUGCUUCUCCUCAGCAACCAGCAACACCGGCUGACAGCGCCAGAAGCGAGCACAGUGGUGCAACGGGACUACCACCCAAGGAGAAGAGCGGAUUACAGAGCGACCACACCACACCAGCACAUAAACUGUUCGAGGAGUGGCCCUCGAUGGGGCACUUCUGCCGGAACGUCGAAUAUGUUGAGAAGUUGAUCGAAGGCGGCCACGAGGUGUCAGAGUACCCAAUGCUGCUCGAGCAGGACCGAGGCCUACUUCGCGUUUGGGGAGUUGGUGAGGGCCAAGAUUAG